CUUUUCAAACUUGUCCUCCGCAUCACACGCAUGACGCUCCGCGCGCACGUACGCCUGUCAUUCGUGUGCGUGGGAGGCUGAAGAUGACCACGGAGUGAGGGGGGAAGUUUUAACUCGGCAGCCGUUUGUCUCCUCGGGGAAACAGCGGAAGAGUGUGGAAGGUGGGUUCGUGCGACGGAGCUAACUGUCGGCGAGGACACGGAACAUUUCGCUCCAGGCCCUCGCAUCACGACACCGCGGCCGAGAGCCCGCUGCGAACGCCGAAAAAAUGUGGGAGCAGGAGGAAUUCGCCAAACACUGGAAGAAUGAAUUCCCCGACGGACAAGUGCCUCGGAUGGACCUGAACUCCGUGGAGGACAUCGAGUCUGAGCUGGAGGCGUCCAAGUCCAACCUGAAGCGGCUCCAGAAGGCGCUGGCGGAGGAGAAAUUCAAGGUGAUCUACCUGCAGACCACCGUGGCCCGGCAGAGGAGGACCGACACGGAACGCUUCGUGGGCAAGGAUGAGAACUGUAACGCCGACACGUUCGUCCUGUCGACCGCGGGGCACGUCAGGAAGCCGCCGCCGCCGCCGCCGCCGCCGCGGCGGGACGACGGGGUCGACGGGGAGAGGAGGACCAAGGCGUCGGACUCCGGGGGCGCGAGGCUCCAGGCUGCGGGCAACACCGCCGGGGUCACCGGCUUCUUCGGGCGCGAGCGGAGCAGGUUCAGCGGCAAGACGGGUAAGCCCGUCCCCAUCCCCGUCCCGCCGCAGAAACCCAUCUGUCGGAGCGGCCCCGGCCCCCGGCCCAACGACAACGAGCAGGGCAGCGACAGAGAGUACGAGGACGCGGAGCUGAACGACAAUUUCGUCCGGAACAACUUGUUGGCGCCGAACCCCGGCGGCAGGGACGGCCAGGGCACGCAGCGGGACGCCCUCCGGCCCCUCCGUCACAGCCGGGACUUUGACUCGGGCGACGACGGCAGGCUGUCCCCGUCCUUCCCGCACAUUCCCCGCAGGGCGUCCCGCGGCUCCGGAUGCAGCACCCCGGACCGGAGGAGCGAUGGGUACCUGAGCUCCGACCACGACGACUCCUCUUCUGCAGACUUUAACUACAACACAGAUGGCUAUGAGGGGGACGGAGCCGAGGAUGGCAAGUCUCAGGAUGGCUCGGAGACGCUGCCCUAUAUAGACGAGUCGCCCACCAUGUCACCCCAGCUGUGCGUGCCCCAAGGUCCCGAUGGAGAAACGGUCUCCCCCACGCCACCAGAGGGCCUGCUGCCUGGGGGAGGCAUAGAGAAAGGGCUGGAGAUGAAGAAACUGGUGCUGUCUGGUUUCUUGGCCAGUGAGGAGAUCUACAUCAACCAGCUGGAGGCUCUGCUACUGCCCAUGCGUCCUCUGAAAGCCACGGCCACAACCUCCCAGCCUGUGCUCACCAUCCAGCAGAUAAAGACCAUCUUCUACAAAAUCCAGGACAUCUUUGAGAUUCACAAGGAGUUCUACGACGCGCUCUUACCCAACAUCCAGCAGUGGGACGAGAAGGUCACCGUGGGACACUUGUUUCAGAAGCUGGCCAGCCAGCUGGGAGUGUACAAGGCCUUUGUGGACAACUACAAGGUGGCGCUGGAGACGGCGGAGAAAUGCAGCCAAGCCAACAGCCAAUUCCAGAAGAUAUCCGAGAACCUCAAAGUAAAAGGUCCUAAAGACUCCAAAGAUUGUACCACAACUAUCUCAAUGGAGGCUCUCCUUUACAAGCCGAUCGACCGGGUCACCAGAAGCACCCUGGUCCUUCAUGACUUGCUAAAACACACUCCGAAGGACCACCCGGACUUCCCCCUGCUGCAGGAUGCUCUGCGAAUAUCUCAGAAUUUCCUCUCCUCCAUCAACGAGGAGAUUGACCCUCGCAGGACUGCCGUCACCACACCCAAGGGAGAGGCCCGACAGCUGGUGAAGGAUGGCUUCCUGGUGGAGGUGUCGGAGAGCUCGAGGAAGCUACGGCACGUCUUCCUCUUCACAGAUCUGCUGCUCUGUGCCAAGAUGAAGAAGACAUCUGUGGGUCGUCACCAGCAGUACGAGUGCAAGUGGUACAUCCCUCUGGCGGACUUAACUUUCCAGACCCUGGACGACUCCGACUCUCCGACCAGCAUCCAAGUCCUACCCGAGCACGAGCUGGAGGAGAUGAAGAUCAAGAUCUCAGUCUUAAAGAAUGAGAUACAGAAAGAGAAGAAAGCGCCAAAGGGCCAGAGCCGCGUGGAGCGUUUGAGGAAGAAGAUGAACGAGCAGGAGUCGUGGCUGCUCACACACUCCCCCACCAUCCCGUUCCGCAUCCACAACAAACACGGAAAGAGCUACCUGUUUCUCCUCUCCUCUGACUACGAGAGGGCAGAGUGGAGGGAGAGCAUCCAGAAACUCCAGAAGAAAGAUCUCCAAGCGUGUGUAUUAAGUUCUGUGGAGCUUCAGGUCCUGACCAGUUCCUGUUUCAAACUCCGCACAGUCCACAACAUUCCUGUCACCAGUAACAAAGACGAUGAGGAGACUCCUGGCCUGUACGGCUUUCUGCAUGUGAUCGUCCACUCUGCCAAAGGAUUCAAGGAAUCAGCCAAUCUAUACUGCACCCUCGAAGUGGACUCGUAUGGAUACUUCGUGAGCAAGGCCAAGACCCGAGUCUUCAGGGACACCACAGAGCCACAGUGGAACGAAGAGUUUGAAAUUGAGCUGGAGGGCUCCCAGCAGCUGCGGAUCCUGUGUUACGAGACGUGUUACGACAAGAGCAUGCUCAACAAGGACGACAACGAGAUUGUGGACAAGAUCAUGGGCAAAGGGCAGGUCCAGCUGGAUCCUCAGACGGUGCAGUCCAAGAACUGGCACAUGGACGUCAUCGAGAUGAACGGGAUCAAAGUGGAGUUCUCCAUGAAGUUCACAAGCCGGGACCUCAGCUUGAAGAGAACACUGUCCAAAAAACAGAGUGGGGUGUUUGGAGUCAAAAUCAACGUAGUGACAAAGCGUGAGCGCUCCAAGGUGCCUUACAUAGUCCGUCAGUGCAUUGAGGAGGUGGAGAAGAGGGGGAUCGACGAAGUGGGAAUCUACAGGAUCUCGGGCGUGGCCACUGACAUCCAGGCCCUCAAAGCAUCUUUUGACACCAAUACCAAAGACAUCCUGAUGAUGCUGAGCGACAUGGACAUCAACGCCAUCGCAGGGACGUUGAAGCUCUACUUCAGGGAGCUGCCGGAGCCUCUGCUCACCGACCGCCUCCACCCCGCCUUCAUGGAGGGCAUAGCUCUCUCAGACCCGGCGGCCAAGGAGAACUGCAUGAUGCACCUCCUUCGCUCCCUGCCGGACCCCAACCUCAUGACCUUCCUUACUCUGCUGGAGCACCUCAAACGGGUGGCUGAGAAGGAGCCCGUCAACAAGAUGUCCCUCCACAACCUGGGCACCGUGUUUGGCCCCACUCUACUCAGGCCCUCCGAGGCGGAGAUCGCAAAGACACAGCACAUCACCUCCGCCUCCGACAUCUGGUCGCAUGAUGUCAUGGCACAGGUCCAGGUGUUGCUCUACUACCUGCAGCAUCCUCCCAUCUCCUUUGCCGAACUGAAGCGCAACACCCUCUACUUUUCCACUGAUGUGUAACCCCCCAAUCCCCCACCACCCACCUUCCUCAGGGCGGCACCUGAAGAUGAAAGAGUGGGAGACUCCAUACAAACCUUGGUCCCUGCCACUCGGACCUCCUGCCUCACCUCUCCUCUCCUCCCAGAAGGCAGCUCAUUUCAACUGUACAGCUCCCCCCCCUCCCCUUACACACACACAAAUCUCCUUUUUACUCCCCCAAACCAACCGCUCCCCGCCCUGAAAAGAGAUGGAGCAGAACCCGAACGGAGGUGGUGAAGGAAGUUUCCUCGUCGUCGAGUGUGCGUCAUGCGUCAUUUCCUGUUUGUAAUGUGAGGAGAGCCGAGCCGCCCAGCGCCUCCCACCAGCAACAUGACAAGGCAUUCUGGGAGCACAGUGGGAAAAGGUUGAGGGAUCCGGAGGCCACAGCCUGGCGCAGUGACACACACACACACACACACACACACACACACACACGUCGGCGUGUGGUGGUGGCGUCGUCUAGCGAGCCCUUUUCCGGACAUUGGUUUUAUGAUCUCAGAACCCGGUUGACUCAACGUCCAGCUUUGUUGUUUUUCUUUUCUUUUCUUUUUUCCUGAUCGAAGGCAUUCCAGAAAAAUGGCAUUUACAUGUUUUAUAAUUCUGUCCAACAGCUGUUUUUGUUUCCUGUCUCUGUCUUGUGCAUGUGGCGGAGGAGGCUGGGGUGUGUGUGUGUGUGUGUGUGUGUGUGUGUGUGUGUGUGUGUGUGUGUGUGUGUGUGUGUGUGUGUGUGUGUGUGUGUGUGUGUGUGUGUGUGUGUGUGUGUGUGUGUGUGUGUGUGUGUGUGUGUGUGUGUGUGUGUGUGUGUGUGUGUGUGUGUGUGUGAAUGAGUGACCGUGUGGAUGUACUUGAGUAAGUGAGUGCGUGAGUGUGUACGCGAGUGCGUUCAAGGGACUAUGAGAACUGGGAAGUGGAUCCUAACAAAUGUCUGCCGACGUGUCUCUCUUGUGCUGACAGACAGGAGAGAACUGCCCCGCCCCCCCAGCGAGUCUUGAGAAUUAGCCCUAUUUAUUUUAAAUAUAUAUAAUAUGUGUGCCUGUACAGUUCUGUGCAACUAGAGAAAUGCUCUAAGGAGUCUGUUGUUUGAAGUUUAUUCAGGUAGUGAUGUUAUUUUUAGUCAAAAUUUCCUCGUUCACCUCAGUGUCCAUGGCUGGUCGGCUGUUCUGAAAAAGAUCACCAAUCAGAGAGUCUGCCACUUCAUUUUCGAUCACUUACAGUAGAGGACAACGGCCACUCGGCCAUGUUGAGGGUUGUCGGGGGAAAAUCACAACUAAUGGAAAAUUCUACUUUUUUUUUCUUGUUGUCGCAUCGCAGGCCUGUUCCAGGUGUCUUACUGCACUGGUAUAAUCUAUAGGAUGAUUUGUGUAGUUGCCCUCAUUUGCAUGUUCAGCUUGUCAAUCAAACCAGGCGGGGUUUACGCAAAGGUAGGUUGUCUCGGCGAGGGCCCCCCCCCCCCCCGCUGAGAUCUCUGCUCUCUUACAAAGCCAACCUUUCUGCUGUCAAGCCUGCGACAUAUCUUAAAAAUACUGUAAGCACUGCUAGAUGAGUACUAUUUGAUAUUUUUAAUAUAAGAUUAAAAUAAAAAAUGUUGUAUUUUACUUCUUUUAAGGAAAAUUUCAAUAAACUGUAAUAUUGAGGCUAAAUGUAAAUGUGACCCCCCCCUCCCUUUUUUUUAGUAAAAUAAAAGUUCCCCAAAACACUCA
Scophthalmus maximus (turbot) is the source of this 5322-nucleotide messenger RNA. It is a transcript of the gene abr, whose product is annotated as ABR activator of RhoGEF and GTPase. The record is from RefSeq and is a predicted model, not a curated record. Gene Ontology annotation, molecular function: GTPase activator activity; protein serine/threonine kinase activity; guanyl-nucleotide exchange factor activity. Bases 269 to 3604 code for a protein of 1111 amino acids. Gene Ontology annotation, cellular component: membrane. NCBI's taxonomy places the organism in Eukaryota, Metazoa, Chordata, Actinopteri, Pleuronectiformes, Scophthalmidae. The transcript has 23 exons. Gene Ontology annotation, biological process: protein phosphorylation; positive regulation of GTPase activity; intracellular signal transduction.